AUGACUCCGCCGCCGCCUAGACGUGCCUCUUCGGCAUAUAUCAGGCGAAGAAGCAUAGUCGCACAGGAGCAAGGAUCCUUCGAUUUGCCGCUCACGACACUAUAUAUCGGUAUCUCGGCAGUGCGAAAGGACGAAUCCACGGCCGAGAUUGCUUUGGCCAUUCGAGAUGUCGUGUAUCUGACGGAAUUUUUUGUUCAAGAAGUCACAUUAAGUGACGGCGAGGACGCCAUUGUCAGCCGCAUCAUGGACCACCUGCAGUCCUAUGAAACAGAAAACAUGGCAAAGUUCAUUGGCGCUGGACUCCCUGUUACCUUGGCUGAAAUCAGUCCAACGCUUUGCUCACGCCUCUGGUUGGGGCUGGAUAUUGUUCCCAUCGUUAUGCCGGCAGAAAGCCAGAAUGACAAAAGCCUCUGGCAAACAAAGCGAAUUGACGAGCAAGCUGACUCAAUGGCUCGGAGAUGUAUCGUUCAUUUCGGUCCUUCUCUGGCACCACUCCUCCAGGUAGGUUGGCACGGCGCCGUGCAGGUUGCUGCCAAUGGCAGGGUUCGCCUCAACUCUCUAGACGAUUACAAAAAGACGUGCUCCCAGGUAUCUUGGGAUACAAUGUCUUUUUACGCCGACAAAUUGCGUCGCAAGGGGACCAAAGUGGCCUUCUUCAGCGCGACUCCCCAAGGAGGAGGCGUCGCUCUCAUGCGGCACGCACUCGUGAGAUUCUCUCGACUCCUCGGGCUCGAUGUGAGAUGGUAUGUCCCUAAACCUCGACAGAGUGUCUUCCGGAUCACGAAGAAUAUGCACAACAUUCUUCAGGGAGUAGCUCCUCCGGAACAGCGUAUACCGGCCGAGGACAAGGCCGCUAUCCUGGACUGGAUCACGGACAAUGCUACGCGAUAUUGGUUCUCGGAGGGUGGUCCUCUGUGCCUACCGGAAGAGGGUGGUGCCGACAUCAUCAUUAUUGACGAUCCUCAAAUGAUUGGCCUCAUUCCAAUGAUCAAGGAAGGCUCCAAAAAGAGACCAGUCUUCUUCCGCUCGCAUAUCCAACUGCGGAGUGAUCUCAUUGCCGAGAGUGGUACACCACAAGCUGACGUCUGGGACUUUAUAUGGAGUCACAUUAAAGAAGCAGACGUUUUCAUCAGCCAUCCGAUCCCCCAGUUUGUUCCGCAUACGGUGCCAAAGGACAAGGUCACGUAUCUCCCAGCUACAAGUGACUGGCUUGAUGGGUUGAAUAAAAGUCUAAACAUGUGGAAUACCGGAUACUACAUACACAAUUACAACGUCCAGUGUCAUGCACAGCACAUGACCGAGCUGGAGUGGCCGGCUCGCAAAUAUAUCGUCCAGGUGGCCCGUUUUGAUCCUGCCAAGGGAAUCCCAACGGUAAUCGACUCUUACGCCGAAUUCAGGCGCAGGUUUGACGUUUCAGCCGCCUCUCAACCUCCCCAGCUAGUCAUUUGUGGCAACGGUUCCAUUGACGAUCCUGACGGAACCUUGAUCUACGACGAGACCAUGGCCCAAAUUGAGACCCAAUGCCCCCAUCUUCAAAGUGAUAUCAGUGUCAUGCGCCUCGACCCCAAUGAUCAACUACUCAAUGUCAUCAUUGCAAAUGCCCAUGUGGUGUUGCAGCUUUCCACCAGAGAGGGUUUCGAGAUUAAGGUGUCGGAGGCACUGCACGCGGGACGCCCUGUCAUCGCCACGGUUGCAGGCGGGAUUCCAAUACAAGUCAAGCACGAGGUGAAUGGAUAUCUCGUCAAGCCAGGUGACUGGGAGGCUGUGGCAGGUCACUUGGUAGAUCUCUUUACGAACGAGCAGCUUCACGCAACCAUGUCACUCGCCGCCGAGACAGGUCUAAGUGAUGAGGUCGGCACCGUGGGUAAUGCGCUGUCUUGGUUCUUUUUGGCGUCUAGAUUCGCAGUCGACGAUAGCUUCAAGGGUAAUUCCAGAUGGUUGAACGAUGUAGCGAGGGAGGAGGCUGGCAAGGCUUACACACAGGAUGAGAAUCGCUUGCCGCGGCGGUUUACAGCUGAGAACCGGGCACAAUAA
Pochonia chlamydosporia 170 is the source of this 2034-nucleotide messenger RNA. RefSeq names its product trehalose synthase (Ccg-9). NCBI's taxonomy places the organism in Eukaryota, Fungi, Ascomycota, Sordariomycetes, Hypocreales, Clavicipitaceae. The transcript is spliced from 8 exons. Gene Ontology annotation, molecular function: glycosyltransferase activity. Bases 1 to 2034 code for a protein of 677 amino acids. The record is from RefSeq and is a predicted model, not a curated record.